Messenger RNA from Rotaria socialis, 504 nucleotides. Lineage: Eukaryota; Metazoa; Rotifera; Eurotatoria; Philodinida; Philodinidae. The record is from the annotation of a GenBank genome assembly.
AUGAAAAGUAAGUUAUAUGUACCAGGUAUUGGACAAGCAGGCGUUAAUCAACUUGGUGGAGUAUUCGUUAAUGGUCGUCCGUUACCUGAUCAUGUGCGUCGAGAGAUUGUCGAAUUAGCGUUGAAUGGUAUUCGUCCAUGUGAUAUAUCACGAAAAUUACUGGUUUCCCACGGAUGUGUUUCGAAAAUUUUAACAAGAUUUUAUGAAACUGGUUCUAUUCGGCCAGGAUCAAUUCAUGGACGAAAAUCGAAAAAAAUAAAUAUUUGCCAAUCAAAUGAUAAUGAAGGAUUAUUAACUGUUCGGAAUCAUCAAGCAAAUUUACUGUGUACAUUACAACAUUAUAAUCAAUUUUUGUUAGAACAAACUAUAAAGUUAUCAACGGAUUAUGAAAUCUCAAUGGAAACAAAUUCGUCGUCAUUAAUUAAACAUUCCAUUGACAAUAUUUUAUCAAACGAGAUGGCGACAAAAAAUAAAACUUAUGGCUCAUAUUUAAUAAUUCAAUAA